AUGGUCAACUUUCGCCGUCUUGCUGCCACAUUGGUAGCUCUGUUGCCUUUGACUUCUGCCGUCCCAACGCAGAAGCAACAGCAGAAGCGUGAAGUCAUCCCGGGCAAGUAUAUUGUCACGUUGAAGGACAGCGCCAGCACUGCGGAUGUUGAGUCUCAUCUCGGCUGGGUACAAGAUGUCCACGCUCGUAGCUUGACUAAGAGAGAAACUUCUGGCGUUGAGAAGACCUAUAACAUCAACAGCUGGAACGCUUAUGCUGGCGAGUUCGACGACGCCACAAUCGAACAGAUCAAAGCCAGCGCUGAUGUUGCUAGCGUGGAAGAGGAUCAGAUAUGGUAUCUCUUUGACGAGCCGGCCAAGACCGAGCAUGCUUCUCGUGCCUUGGUCACCCAAACUGGCGCAACAUGGGGUCUUGGGACUGUUUCCCAUACUACCUCUGGCUCUACCACCUACAUCUACGACUCCACUGCCGGGAGCGGAACAUAUGCCUACAUUGUGGACACCGGUCUUUUGACGACCCACACACAAUUUGGCAGCAGAGCGUCGUACGGCUAUAACGCUGUUGGCGGAUCCAAUGUCGAUAGUGUUGGUCAUGGCACCCACGUUGCUGGCACCAUCGGUGGUACCACUUAUGGUGUUGCCAAGUCUACCACACUCAUUGCUGUCAAGGUGUUCCAGGGUGAAUCUAGCUCAACCUCCAUCAUCCUAGACGGCUACAACUGGGCUGUCAACGAUGCUACCAGCAACGGCCGACAAUCUAAGAGUGUUCUCUCAUUGUCUCUUGGUGGAAGCUAUUCCGCGACUUUCAACAACGCUGUCAACGCUGCGUACACCAGUGGUGUUUUGACUGUCGUAGCUGCCGGAAACGACGCCGCCAAUGCUGCCAACUACUCACCUGCUUCGGCAGCUAACGCCAUCACAGUCGGCGCUCUCGACUCCGACUGGAGCCAAGCCUAUUACAGUAACUACGGAUCUGUUCUCGACGUUUACGCCCCGGGCUCCAGUGUCCUGUCUGCCUGGAUCGGUUCCAACUCCGCCACCAACACCAUCUCUGGUACUUCAAUGGCCACUCCUCAUGUAACUGGCCUUGCUCUCUACCUCAUUGCUCUUGAGGGGCUUAGCACCCCAUCUGCUGUCAUUGCCAGAAUUAAGGCCCUGGCUACCAGCGGCAAGAUCACGGAUAUUGGCAGUGGAAGCCCCAAUCUGAUCAUCUACAACGGCAACGGUGCAUAA
This is a messenger RNA of Truncatella angustata, 1233 nucleotides long. Its product is annotated as peptidase S8/S53 domain-containing protein. Gene Ontology annotation, biological process: proteolysis. NCBI's taxonomy places the organism in Eukaryota, Fungi, Ascomycota, Sordariomycetes, Amphisphaeriales, Sporocadaceae. The transcript is spliced from 4 exons. Gene Ontology annotation, molecular function: serine-type endopeptidase activity. The record is from RefSeq and is a predicted model, not a curated record. The coding region runs from base 1 to 1233 and encodes 410 amino acids.